GUACAAUAAUGAGUGUAUGAGAAUAAUGCUCUUAUUUAUCGGUAAACACAGUAAACAACCCCUCUCUCUCACUCUCUCAGAGAAUUCUAAUACAUCUCAUCUUAUUCUUUUCUCCAUGAUCUUCUACACAUGGAUGCCCUUCUUGCUCUGUCUUCCAUCAUCACACUUUCCUCCCCCUUAGCAAUUGUACCACCUCACUGCGAUGACGAUGAACACUUUGUGGAGUGCAGUUGUCCCUAUUACUGCAAAAGCAUAAAAAACAUUUUGUAACCUUUAUUUUUGGGGAAGAAAAUCGACCUAUAUAUUGCAGUCAUGAAGGGUUUGAGCUAAACUGACACGAAAAUCAAUUCCUGGUUUUUAAAUUUGAAGGACUAAAUUAAGUUUUGCAUACUAAACGUCAACCAAUGUUGUCGUACCAUGAUCAUUUCAAGAUGAAAAAUACUAAAGUUAUUGCUGGGAUUCAACUAUUGCCGAAGAUUCUGUCAUGGAGUAAUGCAAUUAUGUGAAAAAAAAAAAUGCAUUUUAAAAUCUUCUUUACCUAAUAGAAAUGUUCCAUAGAGGAACACAAGAAGUUUUUAAGUAUAAUUUCAAAAUUAUAUUUUUGCCAUUAUGUAAUGAGUACUAUAUUUUCUCUGCAGGCCCCGCUAGCAGGACCAAAAUAUUGAAGCUGAUUAUAGGUGUUGCUGCUUCAGUAGUUGGAGUAUUACUAACCUGCAUCAUUAUUUUCUGGUUUAGAAGUAAAAGAUCAAUUAUUAAGUCAACAAAAUUUUGGACGAAGAAAACAAAGAAUGAGCAAGAUCUUGAGGCCUUCAUUAGAAAGUAUGGACCACUAGCUCUAAAUAGAUAUAAAUUCUUAGAAUUAAAAAAAAUGACCAACUCUUUUAGAGAUAAACUAGGUCAAGGAGGUUUUGGUGGCGUGUACAAAGGAAAGUUACUCGAUGGUCGUCCUGUUGCUGUGAAGGUCCUUAAUGAAUCAAAAGGAAAUGGAGAAGAAUUUAUUAAUGAGGUUGCAAGCAUUAGUAGAACUUCACAUGUUAAUAUUGUUACACUCGUAGGAUUUUGUCUAGAAGGUCAGAAAAGAGCUCUCAUCUAUGAGUUCAUGCCCAAUGGAUCACUUGAAAAGUUCAUACAAGAUGGCAACCUUGAGAAAACCAAUUUGCAUUUAGGAUGGGAAAAAUUGUUCCAAAUUGCAAUUGGAAUUGCUCGGGGGCUUGAGUACUUGCACCGUGGGUGCAACACAAGAAUCUUGCAUUUUGAUAUAAAACCACAUAAUAUCCUUCUGGAUGAAGAUUUUUGCCCAAAAAUCUCUGAUUUUGGACUCGCUAAACUAUGUAUAAGGAAUGAGAGUAACAUAUCAAUGACUGGUACCAGAGGAACAAUUGGGUACAUAGCUCCAGAAGUGUUUAGUAGGAACUUUGGUGGAGUUUCACACAAAUCUGAUGUUUAUAGCUAUGGAAUGAUGAUUUUGGAGAUGGCUGGAGGAAGAAAUAACACUGAUGUUGGAGUAAGCCAAACUAGUGAAAUAUAUUUUCCACAUUGGAUUUAUAAGCGUCUCGAGUUGGACAACGAUAUAGGAUUUCUAAGUAAUAUGACAACAACAGAAAAUGAAAUGGUGAGGAAGAUGAUCUUAGUGGGCUUGUGGUGCAUACAGACAAAUCCAUCUGAUAGGCCAUCCAUGAAUAAAGUGAUUGAAAUGAUAGAAGGAAACAUAGAAGCCUUGAAGAUCCCUCCAAAGCCUUUCUUAUGCUCUCCUCCAAGAUCACUUGUAGAAGAAUCCUCCACCACAUCAAUGCUAUGAAAUUAUAUUUAUAGAUAAAUUUCUUCUUGUGUAAAUAUUGUUGUGUUGUUCUUGCUCCUUAGGUCUAAGUGUGACUAUGAACCUUUCUUAUAUAAAAGAGAGAGACUAUCUACUUCAUUGUCCCUUAAUCUUUAACCUUGCUUUAACCAAAGAAAAUCUCAAUUUUAUGACAAUAAUAAGGGUAAUUUCUUUUGGACAAAUUUUGGGUCU
This is a messenger RNA of Quercus robur (English oak), 2008 nucleotides long. RefSeq names its product PR5-like receptor kinase. Lineage: Eukaryota; Viridiplantae; Streptophyta; Magnoliopsida; Fagales; Fagaceae. The transcript is spliced from 2 exons. The record is from RefSeq and is a predicted model, not a curated record. Gene Ontology annotation, molecular function: protein kinase activity; ATP binding. Bases 548 to 1798 code for a protein of 416 amino acids. Gene Ontology annotation, biological process: protein phosphorylation.